AUGGGAACAUGCUCUUUUCAAAAGGGAACUUUAAAAAGCAUAAACCUUCAAAAUCUCCAGAAUAAUUUAGUUUCUGAAGGACCUGCUUCACCAACAUUAAUUUUUUCCAAAAGGAAUGAUCAUACAUUAGAUUUUAAUUAUGUUGAUGAAGUUAUCUAGCCAUCAAAUGUAAUCAAUGAAAGUUAUUUAAAAUAUUACAAUUAAAUUAGUAAUCUAGAUAAAGUCAAUCAGAAUUCAAAUUCAAUCAUUGUAUAGCAUAUAUUGACUAGAUAAAUAUUUAUCGCUGAAAUUUUAGAUAAUAACGAAAAAACUAAUAAUUGCAUUUCAUUAUAUUCCAACCUAUUUCACAAAAAUUUAUAAGAUUUUGUUGAAAUAUAUUAUCAUUGCCAAUAAUAUACAUUAAUAAAGAAUUAUUGCAAUGGUGGAAGUUUAGAAUCAUUUUUAUAAAAUUAAUCAAAACAAAUUUCAAUUUAUAAAUCAAAGAAACUAUUAACUUAAAUUUUUAGUGUUAUUCACUAUUUGCAUUCUAAAUCUAUAGUACAUGGAAAUUUAACCUUAAAAAGUUUUGAGAUUGUAGAUUAAUCUCCAAAAAUUUAAAUAACAUUAGUUGAUUUUUUUUAAGCUAUUAUUUCUGAUAAAAAAUCUUCCAAAAAACUCAAAUAUUCAAGUCCCUAAUUAGUGUAAGCUCAUCUUGAAAAUUAAUUAAUUGAGCCAACCUUUAAGGAUGACGUAUGGUCAUUAGGAAUUAUUGUAGCUCGAUUAGUAUUUAAUCUUCAGCUUUUCACUGGAAAUUCAUUUCGGGACUUUUUAGAAAAUAUAACAUAAGGCAGAAGAAGUUAAUUUCCUUUAUUUUAAGAUAAUUAUUAUAGUGAAAUUUAGAACUUAUUAAAUCAAAUGUUAUAAAUUGAUCCUCAAAAAAGAAUAGAUUUAGAGUAAAUUUUAGAAUCUUCUUUCAUUAAUUCAUUUGAUUAAAAUCAUAAACUAAAAGUCAUAAACCCUAUACUUUACCCUCUUCAAUAGAUUCUUUUCUAUAUGAUGGCAGAGAUGUUUAAUGACAAUUCGCUCGAAUUUCUCUUUCAAUUAAAAAAUGCAAAAAGAAUAACUAGAUUUUAAUUAGCAACCUUAGUUAGGAAAAAAUUUAAACAUAUAUAUAAUUAAUCAGAAUCAUUGUUUGCUGUUAAUCAAAUUUUUCAAUAAUAAACUGAAUUGCCAUACAUAGAAUUAAUUAUAAGAUUUACAGAUAAGAAAUCUUUAAUUACAAAAAAAAAUUUAUAGAAAGCAUUUUAUAAUUUUUCUAAUUAAAAAAGCUUUCUUACAAUCAAUGAUAUAAUUCCAUUUUUCUCAGAAAAAGAAACCCAACUCAAGUCAGCAUUUUAAUAAUUAUCACAAGAGAAAAUAGAUUUUAAUCUAUUUUCCUUACUAAUGUUUGAUUAUUUAUAGUAAUCAUAAUGA
Paramecium sonneborni is the source of this 1452-nucleotide messenger RNA. The record is from the annotation of a GenBank genome assembly. NCBI's taxonomy places the organism in Eukaryota, Ciliophora, Oligohymenophorea, Peniculida, Parameciidae.